AUGUCUGAAAGUGAUUCAUCAGCAACUCCAGUACAUACAGAAAAAUCCGAUGAGCAAGGUAAUACAAUAACGAUUCAAAACGAACAACAUUCGACAGUAAACGAAACUCAUCAUCAACAGGAACAAACAAUUAUUAAAAAUGCUAAUGAUCCUCAUCCAAAUGUUACACAUCAUCUAGAAGAUGUUCACAUUACAGUUAAUAAUGGAAAUAUGGUACCUACUGUACCGAUUGAAGAAGUUAAAGACAUCACUAAUGAAGUAAUUGAUAAAACACAAGAUACAUUGCAUGAAGUAGUUAAUGUAGCUGCUGAAAAAGCAACAGAAUUAAAAGUUGAUGUAACUAGUUUUGUUGAUAAAGCCCAUGAACAGGCAAAACAAAUUGCACACGAUGUUCAAGAAACAACUACUGAUCUGAAACAAGAAACAAUCGCUGCUGUUCACGUAGUAGAAGAAAAAGCUAUGGACGCUGCACACGCUAUUGAAAAAAAACCUGCUGAAAUAACAAACGAUACAUCUACAGUUAUUCAGGAUGUUCAAAAAAAAGCUCAAGAAGUAGCAGCACAUCAUGUUCAAGAUCAACCCAUUGAGUUCAAAGAGGGGGUAGUCACUGCUACUCAAGUAGUAGAAGAAAACGCUACUGAUGCAGCAAAAGCUGUUCAACAUAAAGCUGAUGAUGUUACACAUGACGCGUCUGCCGUUGCUCAUAAUGUCGAAGAAAAAGCUACAGAAGUAGCACAUAAUGUUCAAGAUAAAGCUGUUGAACUAAAACAGGAGGCGAUUGCAACUGCUCAAGCAGUAGAAGAAAAGGCUACGGAUGCAACACAAGCUGUUGAAAAAAAAGCCGUUGACUUAAAACAAGACGUAGUCACUACCACUCAUGCAGUAAAAGAAAAAGUUACCGACGCAGCACAACAUGCUCAAGAUAAUGCUGUUGAAUUAAGACAACAAGCAGGUGCUACAGUUCAGGCAGCAACAGAAAAAGCUGCAGAUAAAAUACAUGCUGUUCAAGAUAAAGUUGGUGAAGUAGCACAUGAUGCAUCUGCGACUGCUCAUGAUACUCAGAAAAAAACCACAGAAGUAGUACAUAAUGUUCAAGAAAAAGCCAAUAAAUUAGUUACGGGAAUAAAAGAGGCAGUUGUUGCUGGUGAAAAAGUUGUUGAAGAAAAAUUAGCCGCAGCCAAAGAAACAAUUCUAGAAAAAUCAAGCGCAUUAAUUGAUAGCGCAAAAACUACUGCACAUGAAGCUAGUGUUAAAGCACAAGAAUUAGAAAAAUCAGUUGAACAAAAGUUAAAAUCACCUGAAAAAGUUGGCGAACAGAAAAUUAAAGAAAACAAAGAAGUACUUGAUGAAAAAGGAUCUGAAGUUAAAGGUAAAGGUGCAGAAAUACUUGGUGCAACACAACAUGCAUUCGCUACCGGUGCUGCUGUUGUUACUGAAAAGACUAAACAAGGAAUUGAAUUAGCAUCUGGAGCUGCUUCCAAUGUUAAAGCAGCCACUGGACAAUUUGCAGGUGAUGCACAAGCAAAAGUUGUUGGAACAGCUCAUAGUGCUCAGGCAAAAGCAAGCGAAUUACUAACAACUGUCGAAACAAAAGCUGCUGGUACUGCUAGUGUGAUAGCAGCAAAAACUGUCGAAGCAAAAAAUACUACUGUAGCUGCUGCACAAACUGCAGCAUCAACACUUCAAGAAAAAACAAGUGCUCUCUUAGAUAGUGGUAAACAAGCAUUAACAUCUUCUACUUCAUCUCAACAACCCACACCAGCACUAUCAUCGACUGGUACAGAUCAUGUUUCGCAAGAAGCAUAUGUAACUGAAGCAUCUGCUCAAACUGCUCAUGGUCCGGAAUCAACAACUACUGAACAAGUAGAACCAGCCGCAACGAAAAUUACUAAAGGUGGUCCAAUAGCUGCUAUUCGUAACUUCUUUAGCCGUUUAUUUGGUUCAUCACCCCAUAAACACGAAGAACAACAGAGAAAACCGGACAAUGCUAUUCCUACAAGUGCUACCGGGCAGACAACUGAAACUACAAAAACAACGAUUGUAACAGCAUCAGUUGCAACAAGCAAUCCACCAAUAUUAUCAUGA
Messenger RNA from Rotaria socialis, 2085 nucleotides. Lineage: Eukaryota; Metazoa; Rotifera; Eurotatoria; Philodinida; Philodinidae. The record is from the annotation of a GenBank genome assembly.